AAUGUAGGGACUUUGUAAAUAUUCACAUUGUUUUGGUGUAGCUAUUCGAUGACAUAUCAUAAAGUACAAAAUGACAGCACGAACCAACCGAAAGGUUGCGAUACUUUUCACCGUGUUUAUUGUCCUCUGUGCGCAUGCGCGAACGUAAGUGUUGUCAGUCUCUAUGGCGACGGGACACUUAAUGCUUUUAGGGUUGUAGACAGCGAGAGAUUAUGUGGACCGCACAGGUGUCGCUCCGCAGACGGACAGGCUUGGUGCAUAUGCGACUCACUUCCAUGUUGGACAACAGCACGUUCGCAUGUUUGCUUCCACCGUUUUUACUCUUCGGAAUAUUAACACAGCAAGUAGAGGCCCGUAGAUCAUGAGCGAGGCGGUGUGCACGAGACCCCAGGAUGUUUACGAGGAUGACUUUGAGAAGGAUCUGGACUGGCUGAUCAGUGAGGAAAGUCGCAGCGAGGAGCAAGGUCCUGACUACAAGGACAUUGAGGCGGACAUUGACAAAGAGCUGGCCGAGGGUGAGAAACGACAUCAAGCCAACGAGAGACGCAACGAUUCCGAGGAAAAGGAGGACAAUGGAGACAGGUGGCCCUCACCGAUGGAACCGCUCGAGUACGACUCAGACGGAGACGGUCCGAGUAAGUCCUUUCUCAUGGCGGCGCCUCCCUUGGGCGCAGGUGAGCAGACCGAUGAAGAGAAGAAGUACAUUCUGGAGAAAAUCCAACAAGCCAACCGGGAACUGCGGGAUCAGGAAGCUCCAAAUGUCAGCCGCAGGCGAAGGCUUCAGUUUAAAGAGACGGUGGUGACCUUGGUGGUGCCCCCGUUGCAGUUUGAGAGUGUCGCUGCAGAGGCAGAAGGGACGGAGAUGGACAUGUCAGGGAAGCUGUCUGAGCUGAAAUUGUCUCCUCGAGAGGAGCAUAGCGGGGGAAGGGGAGAUGUAGGGCUGAAGGAGGGACAGGUCCUCGUGGAAAAAGAUGGCAGGUUUGACCUCGUCAGCCUCAAAGAGGUGGAAAAUCAUGGCCUCCUACCUCCGCUUGCACAGGAGCAGCCGGGCGGCCCCAGGAGAAGCCCCGCCGCCGGCCCCUCGCCUCGUUCCCCCGCCGGAGCUUUUUCUCUCUUCCAGGGGUCCGAUCACCAGCGGGCGCCCAGACCUCCGGGAAGGCCCAGCUCGGCCUGCCACGGCCAAAGAGGAGCCCAGAGGAGAGACACCAAGAGGCGGGUGCAGUCGGCCGCCGGGACGCCUUUGCAGGCCACCUUCAAGCUCUCGCCUCAGCAGAAGGAGCUGCUGCACAAGGCCCAGGAGAGGAAGGAGAAGUUAGCCAGAGAGGCUGAGCAGAAGAAGCUCGAGGAAGAGGAGCAGAAGAAGCAAGAAAACGAGAUGGCUUUCAAGGCCUGGCUGAUGAGGAAGCGAGAGCAGCUGCACCAGGAGAGGAGAAUCCGCAGAGCUCGGGAGAUGGAGAGGAUGACUCCUCAGAAGGACUUGAGUGAUCCCGAGGAGGCCUUCCGGCUGUGGCUGCGGAGGAAGCAGGAGCAGCAGCAGCGAGAGAAGCAGCUGGUGCAGCUGAGGAGGUUGGAGGAGGACAGCGGUUACUUUUUACGCAGCCGAGAGGAGUGCGAACGUGCCUUCAAGCUGUGGCUGACCCGGAAGCAGGCGGAGAAGCGAGAGGAACAGCGGGCGGCUCGGGAGCGCGUGCGCAGGUUCGUCCUGGAGGAGCGGCGGGCACGACGGAUGCGCGACCUGGCGUGCGCGGCCGGCGACGCCAGGACGUUCCGAUUCACGGAUCAGCUGACCUGUCACUUCUGAAACAUGACAUCCAGCACCCGUCAACUUUAUUUCGUCCAUCGUCCUUUUUUCUAGAAUAUUCACGUCCUCAUUAGGCUUACAAGUCAACUGCAGCCAAUCCAAGGUGACUUGGGUGAGAGGCUUGGUAGCACCUGGACUGGUUGCCAGUCAAUCACAGCACAUAUUCACAUGUAUGGAUCAUUUAGAGCAGGGGUGUCAUGGUCCAGAUUGCAGUUCCGGUUUCCCUCCGAGGGCCGUUAUUACUGUGAGACCAUAAAAUUGUUUAAUCGUCUCAUCAUAUAUACACGUGAAAUUUAUGAAGUAGUUUUGGAAUCAGAAAUCAAGAGUGAUGGGGUUUUCAACUAUUGUUCGUGUUUGGUAACACCAACAUGCUAGCAAUAUCUCAGUGUUAUCAUUUUAUGAUCUCAUCAUUUGAAAUCUUAGUACAGAGUUUAGCAAGAAUCGUGGAAGUUGACACGUGAUCUGCCUUUGCGGGCCACAUAAAAUCAUGUGGUGGGACGGAUCUGGCCCCCAGGCCUUGUGUUUGACACCCGUGAUUUAGAGUCAUAAAUUCACCUAACACAAAUGUUUUGUCUGUAGUUUGAUGUCAGACAAACAAGUCCAGAUUUGGAAGAAUCUAAACAAUAUUCCGGAAGAAGCCGGUGUCAAAGGUCAUUCAGCAGCUUGUCUAUUUAUGACAAUCAUAAUGGAAUGCAGCGGCACGGUGGAUCAACUGGUAAAGCGUUGGCCUCACAGUUCUGAGGACCCAGGUUCGAUCCCCGCCCUGCCUGUGUGGAGUUUGCAUGUUCUCCCUGUGCCUGUGUGGGUUUUCUCCGGGCACUCUGGUUUCCUCCCACAUCCCAAAAACAUGCAACAUUAAUUUCACACUCUACAUUACCCACAGGUGUGGCUGUUUGUCUCUAUGUGCCCUGCGAUUGGCUGGCAACUAGUUCAGGGUGUACCCCGCCUCCUGCCCGAUGACAGCUGGGAUAGGCUCCAGCACUCCCCGUGACCCUCGUGAGGAUAAGCGGCGAAGAAAAUGGGUGGAUGGAUAAUGGUAUGCGUAGUUUCGAGUUUUUGAACAGUGCGGCGUGAACUACUUUGUACAAAAAUACGUUUACUUAUUUUAUAUUUGCUUUUUUUGUGUCCGUAUAUUCACUAAUUAUGCCUUUACCUCUAUAAAACUGCAUUCAAAUGUGAAUUCAAUAUCAUUGAUCUCCAUCUUAAGCUAAAUAUACUAAUACACACUUUCGUAGGACAACUUUGGCACGCUAUUCCGUCCCCAACAUGUUACUAGUCAAGCAAAAGUAUGCACUAGUUGACAACCUUGUGCAAUCAGUGCUCACAGUUGUUCUUGUAGUGUCUUCGUCCUCAAUAGUAACAAUCAGGGCACAAGUAGAACAACUAAGGUGCACUAAGUGAAUGACGGUGGCUUAAAAGCUACUAGUGAGGCAAACAUUUGCCCUUGUUGACAUCUGUGCAGUUCUAGUACUAUUAGUAAAGAGCUUAAUGUUACACUAACUAGUAGAAUUUUAUGUCAGAAGCAGUACCAGUAGUGCAUACAGUAGUUAUCAACUUGUGCAUAGUUUUGGCUCUUUUGUACAGUGAGUACAGCAGUUUACUAGUAAGGUUAAAAUGCACACUAGUAGCCUGAAUUAUUGUUAUGUUUUUUUUACAAUGAGAGCCUUGAAUUGUCUUUCCAGUGAACACAAAUGUAGGUUUACAUUUUUUUUCUUUGGAGCCAGACCCCUGUCAUGUUCGGAAAUGUAUGUAGAGUAUUUCUGUACUUUAGUAUUAUUGUGUUUUUAUACAUCUCCUUUGAUUGCCAGUAAUUUCUCACGAAAGAUUACUUGGCUUCUUACAGCAAGUUCAAUUCACAUUUUUUUUUAGUUUCAUGAAUGACAAACAUUUAAGAGAGCUCUCUCUCACUCUCUUAUAAAGGGCUUUUUUUUUCAAUGACUUCAGGUUUUUCUGAGCUGUUUUCUUAAAGCGCAUUCACCACAGUGACCUCAGCAUACGCACGUACAUUAGAGUUCAAUUAUAAACUUCAAAAGAGCUGAUGGAUGUUGAUGUGAUAGUUACCCAUGU
This is a messenger RNA of Syngnathoides biaculeatus (alligator pipefish), 3868 nucleotides long. It is a transcript of the gene ccdc181, whose product is annotated as coiled-coil domain containing 181. Gene Ontology annotation, molecular function: microtubule binding. The transcript is spliced from 6 exons. Lineage: Eukaryota; Metazoa; Chordata; Actinopteri; Syngnathiformes; Syngnathidae. The coding region runs from base 362 to 1801 and encodes 479 amino acids. The record is from RefSeq and is a predicted model, not a curated record.